This is a messenger RNA of Camelina sativa (false flax), 153 nucleotides long. It is a transcript of the gene MRU1, whose product is annotated as mto 1 responding up 1. Lineage: Eukaryota; Viridiplantae; Streptophyta; Magnoliopsida; Brassicales; Brassicaceae. The record is from RefSeq and is a predicted model, not a curated record.
AUGGAUACAGAAGAAAAAAUUGCUGCCAAUUGUUUUCUCAAGAACAACCGCCUUAAGCACCAAACCACUCAAGAAAACAAUCAAGUAAUAGGUCGUAGCGGAGCACCCACAAUCAUUCUUGAAGCAGUUGCAGAUUAUGAUCUAUGGAUAUGA